AUGGCGAUUCCACUAGCUUCGCAACGUUUCGGAAGCAUGCCAGAGUUUAAUCCGAGCAGCGACGACAUCAAGUCGUAUUUCGAGAGGUUUGAGAACUUUGUGGUACUUAAUGAGGUUCCGGAGACGAAGAAGCUGAGACUGUUCUUGAACAUAGUAGGAAGCGCAGUGUACGGGGAGCUCCAGAAAAUUUUAGUCCCUGACAGACCUACUGACAAAUCCUUCGCAGAAAUACAGGAGGUUAUAGAACAACACUACAGUCCUCAGUAUUCUGUAAUCGCCGAGCGUUGCAAGUUCAACAAACACAUGCAGAAGGAAGGAGAAUGCGUCAAAGUCUUCAUGACAGAAUUGAAACAUCUGGCGCGUUAUUGCGAGUUCACAGCGUUUCUAAACGAUGCGUUAAGGGAUCGACUCAUGGCAGGACUGCGCGACCAAGAGACUCAAAGAAUAUUGUUCGCAACUGAAAACCUAACCUUUGAAAAAGCGUGCAAGAUUGCACUUGAAAAAGAACUUGCUGCCAAGCAAACCAGGGAGCUACAUUCUAAAGCAGAAUGCUUGACCGAUAUUAAUGCGGAUGGCCACAGCAUUACCCUGACGAACUGUGACCAUUUUUCAUACUUAGAGAUCACCUGUCUGCAGAGCAGGGUUGCUUGA
Messenger RNA from Rhipicephalus microplus (southern cattle tick), 651 nucleotides. RefSeq lists its product as uncharacterized. NCBI's taxonomy places the organism in Eukaryota, Metazoa, Arthropoda, Arachnida, Ixodida, Ixodidae. The record is from RefSeq and is a predicted model, not a curated record.